Molecule: messenger RNA, 1562 nt
Organism: Capsella rubella
Lineage: Eukaryota; Viridiplantae; Streptophyta; Magnoliopsida; Brassicales; Brassicaceae
Product: formate dehydrogenase, chloroplastic/mitochondrial
Exons: 5
Coding region: 109-1263 (384 amino acids)
Cellular component (GO): mitochondrion; chloroplast
Molecular function (GO): NAD binding; formate dehydrogenase (NAD+) activity; oxidoreductase activity, acting on the CH-OH group of donors, NAD or NADP as acceptor
Source: RefSeq, a predicted model, not a curated record
UUCGUCCUUUAUAAAUCUUUUCUUGUCCCAAUUGGUGAUUUCACACAGAAACAAAAUCGAUCGUAGAAGUAACCAAAUAGAUAUUUUUAAUCUCCUUUCCUCUCAUCUAUGGCGUUGCGACAAGUCACUAAGGCUGCGAUCCAAGCCUGUUCUUCCUCUUCCUCUUCAGGUUACUUUGCUAGACGUCAGUUUACUGCAUCUUCUGGUGAUAGCAAAAAGAUUGUUGGAGUUUUCUACAAGGCCAACGAAUACGCUACCAAGAACCCUAACUUCCUUGGUUGCGUCGAGAAUGCCUUAGGAAUUCGAAACUGGCUUGAAUCUCAAGGACAUCAGUACAUUGUCACUGAUGACAAAGAAGGCCCUGACUGUGAACUUGAGAAACAUAUCCCGGAUCUUCACGUCCUAAUAUCCACUCCUUUCCACCCGGCAUAUGUGACUGCUGAGAGAAUCAAGAAAGCCAAGAACCUGAAGCUUCUUCUCACGGCUGGUAUUGGCUCGGAUCACAUUGAUCUCCAGGCAGCUGCAGCUGCUGGCCUGACUGUGGCUGAAGUCACGGGAAGCAACACGGUCUCAGUAGCAGAAGAUGAGCUCAUGAGAAUCCUUAUCCUCAUGCGAAACUUCGUACCAGGGUACAACCAGGUCGUCAAUGGCGAGUGGAACGUCGCCAGCAUUUCUUAUAGAGCUUAUGAUCUGGAAGGGAAGACGAUUGGAACUGUGGGAGCUGGAAGAAUCGGAAAGCUUUUGCUACAACGGCUGAAACCAUUCGGGUGUAACUUAUUGUACCAUGACCGGCUUCAGAUGGCACCUGAGCUGGAGAAAGAGAUUGGAGCUAAGUACGUUGAAGAUAUGAACGAAAUGCUCCCUAAAUGCGACGUUGUAGUCGUCAACACGCCUCUCACUGAGAAGACAAGAGGAAUGUUCAACAGAGAGCUGAUAGGGAAAAUGAAGAAAGGCGUUUUGAUAGUGAACAACGCAAGAGGAGCCAUCAUGGAGAGGCAAGCAGUGGUUGAGGCCGUUGAGAGUGGACACAUUGGAGGGUACAGCGGAGACGUGUGGGACCCACAGCCAGCUCCUAAGGACCAUCCAUGGCGUUACAUGCCUAACCAGGCCAUGACUCCUCACAUCUCCGGCACCACCAUCGACGCCCAGCUACGAUAUGCGGCUGGUACGAAAGACAUGUUGGAGAGGUACUUCAAGGGAGAGGACUUCCCUGCUGAGAAUUACAUCGUCAAGGACGGUGAACUUGCUCCUCAGUACCGGUAAGGUUUUGAUGAGGUGAGAGUGGAAGAUGAUGAGAAAGGACCUCAGCGUUCAAGAAAACAAAUAAAAUAAAAGUAACUUGGUCAUCUUUUCGUUUGGUUUAUGUUAUUUCCAGAAGCACAAUAACAGGAGAGGACACUUCGAAUGUUCAGUGAGAGUUUGUGAACAUAGUCCUCAUUGGUUUUUAACCACAUGCGUAUUUGUUCAAACUCAAUUGUAUGGACUCGAUGGUUCCAACUUCCAAAUCCCAAUAUAAAGACACAAAAGACAUGAAUAAAGGGCAUGUUCAAUUUUGCCUAAAA